AAUUGUGCUGUGAACCCAAAAUGGCUCUAUUAGGUCUAUUUUUAAAAACUGUCAAGGGACCCAGGGGCAAGUGUACCUAUAUGAUUGAGUCUGAAGCAUUGGGUCAAAGUUCUAGAAUACCUUUCCACAGGAAAGCCAGCCAGUUUCUUCUAAGGGGCGUCUCUUUCACAACUACCUGUUCGUUCAAGUGCCUGGGCUUUGGGGGCGCUUCUAAUUUGGAAACAUGGAACAAAGGAGCCAAGGGGAAUGGCCUGGGGAGUGCCACCUGCUUUCUGAAAUUUCCAGGGAGGGAGUUUGUUCCCCGUGGCUUGCUCUGCCUGGGGGAUGCUCCAGGCCUCCCUUCUGAGGGACUUGGGCUGUGGCUUAGCACCCUGGUCGCUGCUCUGAGCACAGUGAGUCUUGCACACAUUUUUGCUGCUGGGGCCGGGUCAAUUUGCAUAAAAUGUUCUCCACAGAUCUAUGGUGUUUUCCCGAAAGUGGGAAAAGACACCACUCUCCCUGAGAGAUUCUAUUUUAUAACCUUCUGUACUUUAUAGCCUUUUGGGAGCCGGUAAGAGACACGGCCACCCCCACACAGCACGAAGGGCUGCUGAUGUCUUUGUGUAUUAACGCCACAAAUACCCCCUAGGAAGGCAGAGGUGUGGCCAGGAGCCGCAAGGUUUGUAGUUAGCACACUGGGGUCACGUCACGUGCUGCCUCUUCCCGGCUCUGCGACUCUGGGCCAGGCUCCCCAAAAUCUCCAGUCUCUGUUUCCUCCCCUGUGGAUGCCGCCUCGGCUGCCCACCGCUGCUGUGAGGACUGCAUUCAGGUGUGACUUCGGAAGCCCUCAGCCUGGAGCCUGGCACAUUUGGAGCAGCGUUUGCUACUGUCAUCAAUUAUGUUCUCUCUGAUGACGGCAAAGGGCAUAGGAUCCGUUCUGUAGGAGCUUGAGGAAGUCUCUGGAACACCCAGAACCUCGUCUUCCGCAUCUGGAGGUGGACGCUAAAACGCUUUGCCUAUUUUGCAAGUGUGUUGCCAGUUGCCAGGAUCUUAGCAAGUAUUGGGUAUAGACUUCUGGAAAGUAGCCACCCCUUCUUUGGAGCUUAUGAUGCAGGAGGCGCAAGGCUAAGGUUGUGCAAUCACUCGGGAGGUGGCUACUGGCGACUUGGUUUGGGACGGCCUCCUUUUGGGAAGGGUCAUCUUCCUAAAGCCUGAAUUCCCCGCCAACUGACCCUCCUUCGGUCCCGCUGGGGUGGAGCCCAGAGAAGGUUCGGACUUGGCCUUCCCUGCAGCCAGUUCCUGGCCCUUAGACUGACACACCCUAUGUGCCGAGCAAAGGCAGGCUGCCACGUUCUUUCGGUCUCUAGAGAUCCAGAGGCCACGCACGGCAAAACCAAGGGGUGUUCACCGAAGUGUGGCCCUAGGGAGCACAUCGGACUCCCUCAGCGGCCGGGCUGGGCCCGAUCCUACCCGCAGUGGGUCCCAUUCCAGCGACCUGACAUCUUAAAAUGCCCUCGGUAUGUCCUCAGAGAAGAGGAAUCACAUCCUGGAGGAGCAAUCAAGGCUGCCUUCUCAGAGGAGGCGGCCUCUGGGGGAACAGAAAAGAAGGCGGGUGUGUUGGAAUCGGCAGUGGGCUCUGAGAGGCCGGGGGCUUCUUCACCUCGCUAGCCCCAGCGGCCUGCAAACGCCCGUGGGAACGGGCGCUCAACACUGACUUGCUCCGUGAACAAAUGACAGCCCGGGAACCCAGCCAGGCUCUCUGCGCACGUCCCUCCACCCCGCCCGCGGAGACGCACGCGCAUGCGCACUCCAUGCCCUUCACACCAGGCCUUCGCGGCGACGCCCCGCCCCCCUUGCGGUCGGUACGCAGGCGCGGGGAGAGUGCGCGGGCGGAUGACGUCACUCCGCGCCGACUCCGCCUCUGGAGGCGUCGCUCGCCGACCGCGUCGUCAUGGAGCUGAGGACCGGUGUUUCCAAACAGGACAUUCGCGAACAGAUCUGGGACUACAUGGAAUCACGAAACUUAGCGGAUUUUCCCCGGCCUGUUCAUCACAGGAUUCCCAACUUCAAGGGUGCUUCCCGUGCUGCCGAGCACCUCCCAUGCUUGCAGGCGUUCAAAAUGGCCAGAACCAUUAAGGUCAAUCCUGACGCUCCCCAGACAAACGCUCGCUUCUUCGUCCUCGACAGCAAAAAAACAUUGUUGGUGCCAACACCACGGCUGAGAACGGGGUUAUUUAAUAAGAUCACGCCGCCGCCCGGCGCAACGAAGGACGUCUUGAGAAAAUGCGCCACCUCUCAGGGCGUGCGCAACUACAGCACCCCCGUGGGCUUGGAUUCCAGGGUCCUUGUGGACUUGGUGGUGGUGGGGUCCGUUGCCGUUUCUGAAAAAGGUUGGAGAAUUGGGAAGGGAGAAGGUUAUGCUGAUCUGGAAUAUGCCAUGAUGGUGUCGAUGGGAGCGGUCGGCCCGGAGACACCAGUGGUCACCAUCGUCCACGACUGCCAGGUCAUCGACAUACCUGAAGCGCUGCUCGAGGACCACGACCUCACCGUGGACUACAUUCUCACUCCGACGAGAGUCAUUGCCACAGGGUGUGAGCGCCCAAAGCCAACGGGAAUCUUAUGGUCCAAGAUCAGCCGGGAGGUGAUGGGGAAAAUCCCAGUACUCCAAAGCCUGCGUCACCGAGAGAAGCAGGCUGGGAAAGACGUCACCCUCCGGGACGAGCCCCGGCGCCUCCUGGGAGCCAGCAGCCAGCAGCCAGCUCACCUGAGCGCCGUCCGGGGGCCCCGGGACCCACCCCUGCCAGAACCCUGCCCUGCGCAGGGGGAGGACGGGCCCACUGGCACCGUUUGCGUCGGGAACCUUCCCCGGGACGCCCGAGUGAGCGAGCUGAAGAGAGCCCUCCGAGAACUCGGAGCGGCCCCCCAGAGGCUCACUUGGCAGGGGCCCCGGGGCAGGGCCCUCCUGCAUUACCAGGCACCGGCCUCCGCCCAGCAGGCCGUCUCCCGCUUGCAGGGCUUGCGCUUGGGGGCGGCCACGGUGACGGUGGCACUGGCCAGGCGGCAGAGGGCCAGCGACCUGCCGGGCGGCCGCGUGCAGGAGCCACAGCCUGACUGUCGCCCGGCCGUCGCCGACCUGUGAUGGGGCGCUGCUCCGGUCCCCGUGGAACUUGAGGGGCGUGGCAGCAGGACUCGGCAGAGCGUUGCUGUGUGAGCGGCUUUGGGCCCAGGCCUCUCCAGGAUGGCCCGGCCUUGUGUCACCGCCCAGGACCUCCUGACGAGUAGAGAGUCAGCCAGUAGCUCAUGGCCGACACGUCCCAGCCCUGCUGUGUCUGCGUCCCGUAACCUGCCGGGUGUUGCCACCACACCGGCUUCUCUGGUUAUUCAGAGGCCGCAGGGGACCGAGUCGGAGUAAACGGUGGCAGCCAGGGGUUUGUGGUUGGGGGGAGGGGGAGUAAGGGGCGAGGCCCUGGCAGGGGUCAGGGGCAGGUGCACGCCCUGCUGUCCUGGGAUCCUGGGUCUCGAACCACCACCGCAGGGGGAGAGCCGUGUUCAAGUCGCAGAAGCCAACAAGCGCGGUCUCCUGGGUGCGGCUGUUUGUCACAACUUGGCGCUGGCGUCUGUGACGGAGAGCCCGUGUGACUGGGGGGCGGUACACACCUCACUGCUCUGCCCUCCUUGCCUCUCCGGCCUCACCCCUCCGUCCGGGAGAACACCCUCCACUCCACAUGGUCUUGUAGGAGGUACCCGCCACGGAGAAUGAGCUGCCCCAGCCUGUGUCACAGACAGUGACAGACGCUCAUGCCGAUUUGCCUAAUGCCCCACGUUUCUUGGUUUUUUCCCUCCACUUUUCCUGAAAAGCAAACUGGAUUUUGGCUGAACUGUGCUUUCUAAACAGAAGCACUUUUGCAAUGGAUCCUGGGCAAAAAGUCAAAGAAAGCAUUUACAUGGAGAUUUUUUUUUUUUUUAACGUAUACACGUGAGAAAUUUUAGUUUUUUCACCAGCAGGUCGUACUGGGCACGUUGCAAGCACAUUGUUACACCUCAGGAGGGCCUGGCUUGCGUGUGCUUUCAAGAAAACCUUGAGGCACUCGGUCUCCCUCGUCAAAGCACUUUCUCAUUGGCUUUACAAGGAAAAUACCGUGGAGAUGUCGGAAAAGCCUGCCCUGAGAUUGCUCAGUAAAUGUAGGCUUCUUUCCCAAGGCGUCAGGAAUCAAACAAAGGGCGGAAAGAUCUUCUGGGCUCUCUCUUCCCACCUGUACCGCCCACCCCACCCUUGUGGCUGCCUUUUGCUUCGUCACCCAGCGCCCGGCUCAGAUGUUAGAGGCUGAACCUGACCCCCUCACCCAGAGCAGCAGUCUGGUCGUCUGACUCCUCACGGUUUUUUGUUUUGCUUUUCUGCCUUGUUUCUCAUGUCUUUUUUCCAUAAAGUUUCCCUGUAUUUGACAUA
This is a messenger RNA of Acinonyx jubatus (cheetah), 4426 nucleotides long. RefSeq names its product methenyltetrahydrofolate synthetase domain containing (gene MTHFSD). Lineage: Eukaryota; Metazoa; Chordata; Mammalia; Carnivora; Felidae. The transcript is spliced from 8 exons. Gene Ontology annotation, molecular function: RNA binding. Gene Ontology annotation, cellular component: cytoplasm. The record is from RefSeq and is a predicted model, not a curated record. Bases 1931 to 3118 code for a protein of 395 amino acids.